GGGCUUUGAAUUCUUAGCUUAGCUCAUUCCAGUCUAUUCGUUUGUUUUGUAAACAGCUCGUACGCUUUCACCAGUACAUAAACCAAAAGUACAAAAAAAUUUCGUGUUUAAUCAAUUUUGAAAAUCUUUUCUCAAGGAUUUUUCUUGCCUGAAACAAACUUUAACCUCCCGAAGAUGUGUUGCCAAGGAGCCUGUGGAUCGGUGUCGUAUGCCUUGGCUUAUGGCCCCGUCGGACCCGCUCUGCCAGCCAUGAACUAUAAUAACUGCUGCUGUGGACCCAAUCCCCCCUGUGGUCCCUGGACAUGUCCUCCUAACAGGUGCUGUUGCGCCGGCGAAUGGGGUUGCUUUGGGCCUUUUUACUGAGAAUCUCCAGGUCCGGAGGGACCUGAACAACAAGACGUGCGAUUUUUCUGUACUUUUGGUUUGAACCACGUUUUCCCUUGCACAAUGGUUCGAGCUUUUCAC
Molecule: messenger RNA, 465 nt
Organism: Drosophila santomea
Lineage: Eukaryota; Metazoa; Arthropoda; Insecta; Diptera; Drosophilidae
Product: male-specific sperm protein Mst84Dc
Exons: 2
Coding region: 175-363 (62 amino acids)
Source: RefSeq, a predicted model, not a curated record